Molecule: messenger RNA, 172 nt
Organism: Dovyalis caffra
Lineage: Eukaryota; Viridiplantae; Streptophyta; Magnoliopsida; Malpighiales; Salicaceae
Source: the annotation of a GenBank genome assembly
AUGACCGACUCAAAGGGUCGAAGUGGAUUCCGUGAUCGAAUGCCACUAGACAAAAUUACUCAAUAUGAAAGAAUCAUUACAAAUAGUAUCAAACCAGAAUUACUAGAAGAACUCAAAAGUGGGUUAACCGACAAAAAAAAAAAGCGUACUAUGUUUUCGAUCGAUUUUCGGG